Saccostrea cuccullata (small rock oyster) is the source of this 3312-nucleotide messenger RNA. RefSeq names its product Golgi phosphoprotein 3 homolog sauron-like. Gene Ontology annotation, molecular function: phosphatidylinositol-4-phosphate binding. The transcript has 3 exons. NCBI's taxonomy places the organism in Eukaryota, Metazoa, Mollusca, Bivalvia, Ostreida, Ostreidae. Gene Ontology annotation, biological process: Golgi to plasma membrane protein transport; Golgi organization; retrograde vesicle-mediated transport, Golgi to endoplasmic reticulum. Bases 139 to 1005 code for a protein of 288 amino acids. The record is from RefSeq and is a predicted model, not a curated record. Gene Ontology annotation, cellular component: cytosol; trans-Golgi network; Golgi cisterna.
CCCGUGAUUUCGUAAGCCGGUUAUAGACUCUCCCGUUUACGUCAAAUCCUAGACGGCCAUUUUGCACGAUAAUCUGGCUGGGAGUACAACGUAAACAUUGAUUUGGGCUGAAGUCGAAAACAUUUUUUUAAACACAUAAUGUCACUUACUCAAAGAUCAAGUGGUCUUGUUCAACGUAAAACUGCCACUGUACAAAGUGUUGGGGCAGAUGGGGGCGUGGAAGAACGAGACGACGAGGGGUAUACCCCGGACGAAGAGGAAGACCACGAUUCAAAGGAAACCAGAUUGACUUUAAUGGAGGAAAUUCUUUUACUAGGGCUCAAGGACAGGGAGGGGUACACAUCAUUUUGGAAUGACUGCAUUUCUUCAGGUUUACGAGGUUGCAUAUUAAUAGAACUUGCUCUGCGAGGAAGACUUGAACUUGAAAAAGCAGGCAUGCGUAGAAGAAGUCUCCUAAACCGAAAAGUCCUUUUAAAAUCAUCCAAUCCAACAGGAGAUGUAUUACUGGAUGAAACACUGAAGCAUAUAAAAGAGACAGAGCCACCAGAAACUGUUCAAAGUUGGAUAGAAUACCUCAGUGGUGAAACAUGGAAUCCUCAUAAACAAAAGUACCAACUGAGAAACGUUCGUGAACGAUUGGCCAAGAACUUGGUGGAGAAAGGCUUAUGUACAUCAGAAAAACAGAACUUUUUAUUAUUUGACAUGGCAACUCGUCCACUUACUGAUGGUGGCAUCAAGCAAAAACUUUUUGAAAAAGUCCAAGAAUCUGUGCUCAGUCGCUGGACAAAUAAUCCCCAGAAAAUGGACAAAAGAAUGCUCUCCCUUAUUUAUCUGGCUCACGCCUCGGAUGUUUUAGAAAACGCCUUCGCUCCAUUAUCUUAUGACGACUAUGAAGUGGCGAUGAAGCGUGUACAGGAGUUAUUGGGCCUUGAGUUCGAUGCAGAGAGCUUGAAAGAGGGUGCAAAUGAACUCAUGUGGGCAGUGAUAGCAGCUUUUAGCAAAUAGGCGGGGAAAUGUCGUGUAGGGGGGAAAAUGGGACAAUUAUGUUAUUUAAAGAUAAAAAAAUAUGUAAAUUCAAAAGAAUAAUUUUUGUUUAUGUUUGUUGUGAAUAUAUUUCAGGACCAUAACAUUGCAAAUUCUGACAGAAUUUUUCCAUUAGGUUGCAAGUAAAACUUGUGUUUAUUUUUCAGUCAAGACUUUUUAAUGAAACUGCAAAAUCAACUUCAAUUAAAAAAAUAAUUUAGCCACCACUCAGAUUUUUUAAAUGUUUAAUGAAUUCUGUGUUGAAAUAAACACAUUUUUAAAACAUAAAGAAAGGUUUAGAAAUGAGAAUUUCUUUAAAUAAGAAAGCUACAAUUAUAUCCAUUAGACUAUCAGAUAAAUAUAUGCUCUGGUCUUUCAUUAAACUCUGCUUUGCAGUUAAUACCAUUUGUGUAGCCACUUCUUUCAUAGCAGUGAGUAAAUUGCACCAAUAUUUAUAGAGCUUUUCAUGAUAUAAAUUGAUUAUUCAGACAGGGUUCAUAUGUGAACACGUGUAUGCAUCACACACUAACAUUCCUACUGAGUUAGUAUAAUUGUUGAAUAAUUCUUUACAAUGUAAAAUCCAUUUUUGCAUCAAUUAUCCGUAAUGGAUUGAAAAAACCAGUUAUAGAAUGCUUAAAUAAUGUACACCUCUUCUGGAGGUAAAGUUUAUCUCCAAGAUUCAUACAUGUAGUGUUCAAAAUUGAAAAUUAAAAUUCUAAUGCAUUACAACUGAGCUUGAUGCAAGUGACUGAUGCAUUGUGAUCACCUCAGUUUUACCUUGUGAUGUAAAUAUGUGUGGUAGUAUUGUGAUAUAGUUAGAUGUAUCUUGGAUUUUGCAACAGUUUUUGUUGCAUGGCAUUUAUGUUUUUUUUUUAAAUUGCCACAAAAAAGAUGAAUAUUCCACUGUAAAUCGGAAGGAAUAAAAAGAAACAAGAGUUAGAAUAUUUUUAUUGAAAUAUUGAGAAAUGGGGUGGGGUGGGGUAUAUUUUAUUUAGAUGCGAGUCCUAUAAGGUCAAAAGCAACAUACAUGUACUUUACCUUUCUCAAUGAUAAUUUUACAAGAAAUUCUUUAUUUUGAAUCAUCAAAUGGUAUUAGACCUAAAGAAAAACUCAGAAUAUUUUACCAAACAGAAACUAAAUGAAAAAAAUUACUCAUAUUUUUUUUCAUUAACCAAAAUGUAGAUUUAGCUGGUAUUAUUCAGAAGAAUUACACAGUAUUACCAGGCAUUAUGAAAUUAGAGCGUUUGAAUUAUUCGGAGAAUAAUGCUUCCAAAAUUGCAUAUGUCCGUACAUGCUUUUCAUAUGUGCAUAGCCAUAUACAUGUAAUUUAUAAGUAUUUUUCUUUUUCAUACUGUACAUUUUAUUAUGUUUAUUUCUACUUAAAGUUGUUUUUUUUGUUUUGGUGUUUGCCUAUUCUCCUUAUUAAAGACUUACUGUUUAAUUCCAAUAUACUAUCUAAAUUAACACAUGAUGUAAAGUAUGGCUAAAGUUUCAAAAACCUGAUUGUGGUGUUGGAAAUCCUCGAUUUUUUUGUGAAGAAUCAAUUAUCAGUAUUUGUUUUUACUAUUGGAUGAUUGUUGUCUGGGACAAUCCCUUUCUCUUCAUCAUGAAAUAUGUGAAAUUGACAGGUUCUGUCUGGAUCAAACCUUCAACUUAUCCAGAGCAUUUAUUUGUUAGUCUUUAAGAAUACUUUAAUGUUUAUGAUUCUUUUUCUCUUUUUUGUUAUAUAUUCCUGAUUUGUUUUAUCAGUUAUCACUGUGUAUUUGAUAUCACAUACAUGUGUUUCUCUCUGCUAGAUGAUUUUCAUCUACUGGUUUUAGGGUGUUGGCAAGUGAAAUUGUUGAUUAUAAAAAUAAUUAUGUUUGCAAAAAUACUGUACAUUGCGUGUACAGUAUUUAUGUCAAUGCCUCUGAAACUGUUUUAUUUGAUUCUAUAGAAACUUACAAAUCCAGGAAUAAAUGUACACGUAUGGCAUUUUUUUAUGGAGUCAAUCAUAUUCCACAGAAUGUUGUAUUUAUUUUUGUCUUGGGAGAACAUCUGUAUAUAAGGUAAUAUUUUGAUUUUAUAUUCCUCUGAAGUACAUCUAGAUUGCUUAACUGUAAUCGUCCUUAUGUCGUAGAAUUUGUAACACCUCAAACUUUAUUUAUAAUGUCUCGUCAGUGGUAUGACUGUAAGGAGUGAGGUGUGAAAAGUGGUUUGUAUGGUCAGAUGGUCAGACCAAGCUUUACAGAAAGCAACACAGAGUGGUAUUGGUCCCUGUAUAUUACCAUGUUAUAUCAAAAUUAUGAA